CGUGAAUCUGUGUGGAGUGUCGGUACUCUUACAUUCGGCGUCGAGUUGGUGUAGAAGACAUUUAUCAUAUUCAUUGUAUUACCGCGUAGGAUGAGCAACAAAGUCCGUUUCAAUUUCUAACUAAUUACAAAGACCCAAUUCUCUCUUGCUGUUGUACAAGCAAUAAAACUACUGUGUAGGUCAGAGUAAGUACAAACAACAUGAGCAUCAGCUUGAGAAAAUAAUAGGAACAAUCCUUCUACAGCACAACUCGCUGAGCGUUCUACUUUACGACACUGUCAAGACCAAGAGAUAGGGAAAGCAACCCACGCCAUGCCCACCAAGAACAACAACACGUCGUCGUCUGGUGCGCCGCGUGCGCCCUCCGCGGACUUGCGUGCUCCCUCGACAGAUUCCCUGUUCCGCAUUCCGCAUAGUAAAAAUUCCAAGUGUACGGAUGCGCUAGAGAGUGUUGCCGAGGCAAAUAUCGGGAUGAGCGGUCGUGAGGGCGAUGCGUCACAACAAAUAGAACGAGCUGCAACCAGUGAGGAUGGAAGCGCCAGCCCUAGUAGUCUGCCUGUGGUAGGUGGCGGUAUUCUUCGUGCUGCUCCGACUGUCACUAUUACCUCCAGGAGGCCGAGUGGUGUUGUCGUGGAACAUCAUACGCUAGCAGACGAUGACGACGACGAAAAUGUGGAAGUGAUCAUGGACGAUACGACGACCGACGCCUUGUCGCAUCAUGCGCGUGGUCCUCGUCAAGUGUCUAGAGCACAACAGCAUGCAGCAGGACGAUCAAAUGAGGAUGUCGUGUCGUCGACAGAUGAUAGUUCAGAGGCUGACUCAGACGAAGACGCAAGUGCACUCUUAUACGGCGAGGAGAGCGACGUGCUAUGGCGAAAUCCGGAAAUUGCGCAGACCCCGGUUCUUCUUGGUGCGUCUACACCAGACGAGGUCUUUGAGCAGCAAAUCGCUGGUCACAAUAUGGCUGCGACACCACAGGAGGUCUUGGGAGUAGCAACGCGAAAACACAGCAGAAUGUGGGAUUGUUCAGCUGAAAAAGGCGCUUCAAAUCUGCUAUUAAGGAAAUAUCAAAAGAGAAACUUAGACCACUACUCAGUACAGGUACACUAAGUACCCAUUUUUUAGUUGGGGUCGUAGCUGUAUCUUCUUUAAGGAAGACCAUGUUUUUCAUCGAUCUAUAUGAAUAUGAUGUAGUUCAGAAGGAACAGUAGAGGACCACCCACCUGCUGAGGGUGACUUCUAAAAAUAGUGCAUGAGAGUGGCAAUAUCCGUGGUCAUGGAGGCAUCAGGAGAAAGAGCACCGUGGAUGAGAUUUCACACCUCGAGCGAUCCAUACGGUCAAUUGGAGGCUCUCCAGCGGCAUCUGUGACAACUCUCUAUUCCAUGACUGGCGGCGGCGGUCCAGGCGGAGGUAAAAUACUACAACACCUUUGUCCUUGUUUGAAUUCGAUUUUCAUUUUGCUUCUCGUUAGUUCAGCUUACUAGGUAUCGUAAGCGUAACUCCUCCAAAUGCUAAUCUUUGUUUUUGUGCGUGACCUGAAGAGCAUAUUAGCACUUUCGCCAGAAGAUAGAAGAAACGUUCCCUUCCCUUCUUGCGACUGAUGCUAUUGUACAGUUGCAGCGAAAUUCGAUUUUUCUCUUCAGGUGGCGGCAAACAAAGCAAAGGAAGCACCCGUUUUUCGGGAGCAGAAGAACAGGACAGUACUCGCGCGGCCUCAAAGGUCUCGUCUGCCAGUUCGUCGUCGUGCAUGGGCGUGAAUGAUAGUGCACGUGUUAGGGAUCCUCCAGGCAAUGGACAAGUAUCCUUGGGUCGAGCUGCCCCCGCUGUGUAUCAGUUCCAACAUCGAAAUCUUUUGGAAGGAGUGUCUUCAAGCUCCGGCAGAGGGCGAGGUGAACCGCACGCAAACAGAGGAGAUGAUGCGAGUCUUCCUCAUCGAAAGGGAGAAAUGGCUACCUCGUCUUUGCAUCCACCUAACCUGUACCACGAUGCACGGAAUAGCCACGAGUUGAUCAUGAUGAGAAUGAAUGCCACUUCUACUCCUUCUGCGAUGAUUCGCGGAACGAAUAACUCUACGACAGCUCUGAAAAACCAUCUUCCUGGAGCUGUACCAUCAGCAAAUGCAAGUAACUACCUGGGAUUCAACAAUACCACCAUACAACGUGGGGGUGCGAAGAACCGAUCAGCCUCGUACGACUCAUCUGUAUGCACGAAUACGCUGAAUCCCAUGCUUGGUCGAGCUAAUCUCGCAGGUGGCGGUCCGCACCGUGCGACGCAACGCACAACAUUCGCUCCUCAAACGCGCACGAGGGAUCUAUCAGCAAGAUCCCGAGCGGUACACCAGACUGCAUAUGGAGAUGCUGCCACUGCAAAUAAUGCUGAUCCUCAUUCUCAUUCGCGAGGCCCUCGCGCAACUUCAAAAGACCCACAGCCAGGCAGAGGCGUGCACAUAGGCGGCGCAGUGGAAUAUCAUCCGACAAGGUAACUCUCCCUAUCACUGAUCUCGUCCACUGCUUUCAUCUCUGUUCUUGACGCUAGUUUUUUUUUUGGAUCCCGGGGCUACUGAAGGAGCGGCCCCAGCUUUAUCCGGUUCGCAAACCGGCGGCGGGUGGAGUCCGGUUACCUCCUUAUAAUAAUGUGCACUAAUUGCCUACGAACCCGCCGACUCUAAAACGAUGAACCCUAGGGGUGAAGGAGGUGGGUUAAGAGUCUUAUACAAACCUCCACCGGCUGCCAACCGUCCCACUCUUAUACGCCUACCUUCAAGGCACGAGCGCAGGGGAUGCCGACCCUGCUAACUCUUGACUAGUGCGCAAUCAACUGACAAGUGAACAACUAGAAAUAGAUGCCUACUGGCGUAAGGCCCUAAGUACAAAACGUUUUGCAUUGUUGGGGGGGCACUAACCUAGUUUCUCUUAUCUUCACUGCCUCGCGCUCCCUCCUUUCGCGGCGUGCACCAUCCUCAACCGGAUCCCGCUUCCGCAAUCGCCAUAAAAUACCCAAAAAGAAAAACAGAAACCGGAGAGGUUACUCCUACCAAAGGGGCUACCUUAUGCCUGCUAGCCACUUCUCUGCUAAGAGCGGGCGGGAGAUAUAAGGAUCGGCGAGGGAGAGCGAUGGGGCGCUCUCCCCCUUUUCAAUCAAGCUGCGCGUAAGAUCUGGAAUCUUUCUAUUCUUCCGUCCUCUUUCUUUUUGUCCGUAAACAAGUCCGCGCCUCUCGACUCAUACAUGACAGAAGUUGGGAACACUCUAGACCCCAAUCAGUUUCCAAAAGGCGACUGGCGGGUCACCAAAAUGCUUAAAAGUCACCCAGGUAGGUAGGUGGCACUUAUGCACUUCGGUUUCACUCGACUCGCAACAGAACUAUUUCCGGGAUUCAUCCACCGGCUUUCACCACAAAAAUCCAAGAGCUAUCCAAGUGCGACGGCCUCACGCUAGUGAGGAUUAUUCAUCAAGUAUGAUACAACUCACUCUCAUUUACGAACAUCACACACUGAACCUGAAGUGGCAUCUCAACACAGGCGCGUCCGGUCCGCGGAGCGAUGGCUACGUCGUGUGUUAUCGCAAGACGUUCCACGACUACCGCGUUGUCGGACCAUCAAACCCGACGAUAAAGAAGAUGCAGGUGCGAAAAAGAAAGGAAACAAGGUUGCCCUAUCGCCAACUACGAAACGGAAAUAUCAAGAAAAUGGAACUGAGUACUGCUAUUGUUUUCUUUCUAUGAUCCAUGGAGAAAAUAUUGCGAGAUUGUGCCUCCUCAACAUCCACAAGUAGAGACAACGUUACAAUAAACUCGAGGAUUGGAAUUCCGACUCUAACUGCAUUUGUGUUUGCUGCGCCUGCGGACGGCGCAGCUGCAGUCGUCAUUUCCUAUUUUUACCUGGUGUACGUGUACGUCUACGUGUACCUGCAUCAAUUUUAAUACUCAAGUUACUGACUCUGACUCAGCGAACAAGAUGAACUAUCUUCAAGUACAGCUAGUAUGAAACCCAACAACUACAGGUUUUUUCGUCAUGGUUCGCGGACUUCCCAGAAAUCGACUGUCGACGAUGGGAGGUCGUCAGACAGUGACGAUUCGUCUUCCUCGGAUUCUGCAAGUUCCUCAGAGACCGAUGCAAGCAGUGAAUGGUCGAGCUCCGACGCACAACAGGAGACAAAGAAGGACCGUCGAUUGCGCGAAAGUAAGGAGUCGUCACGCGGUGCAAAGUACGAGGAAAAGCCAUUUCGAGCAUUCUGUUGUCCAAAUAAGGAAUGCUUCGAGACAUUGCAGAAUUUUCUACAAGGAAGUUUUGCAUUCUCCCAGCCACCUAGGGCACAAGGCGCAAGUAAAGCAGGAGGACGGCGAGGUGGGAACCGCUGAACAGGAAGAGGGUGGAAAGAUAGCCUUUUCCUGCUUCGAAUUCAAUCAUUAUCAUAAUCAUGCCAUGCUAAAUAUUAUAAUUAUUCUCAGUGCACCACUGAGACUGAGUAAAGUCUAUCAGAUUGCUGCAUACCUAUCCCUAACCGCAUCAAUAUCAAGCAUUUGCAUUAGGAUUAGUUGCCACACAGCUCUCCAUUAACAUACUAAGAAUAAGUGUAGAUGUUUGACAAACAGGAGAUUUCUUUAUUCCCAGAUCAACAUGAAGCCCAGAUUUAUCCUAACAGAAAAUAGUCCAGCAGGGGACGAGUCGCAGUAGCACCAGCAUGAUAAAUGACCGGAGUCAAAAGUAAGUGAAUCUAAUCCGAUUCGCAAUUGCAUUAUAUAUAUAAUCGAGCUAAAAAGUAAAAACUUGCAACAGAUCAAGAAGAAGAAAAACUACAAGUUAGUAGCAAGAGAGUUUAUUUGAGACUGAGAAACACUGGGUGCGGGUGGCUCUAGAGAUUGUCGCAGAAUACUGCAGACCGAGGGGACCUCACCAAGAUUUUUUCUGAGUAAGUCCAUCUACGUAGUAGGAGACCCAGCACUAGAAUGUUGCAUUUAUAGCGCACCUAGGAUCUAUGUGGUUUUUU
This is a messenger RNA of Amoebophrya sp. A25, 4987 nucleotides long. Lineage: Eukaryota; Dinophyceae; Syndiniales; Amoebophryaceae. The record is from the annotation of a GenBank genome assembly.